Diaporthe citri is the source of this 2742-nucleotide messenger RNA. RefSeq lists its product as uncharacterized. Bases 1 to 2742 code for a protein of 913 amino acids. NCBI's taxonomy places the organism in Eukaryota, Fungi, Ascomycota, Sordariomycetes, Diaporthales, Diaporthaceae. The record is from RefSeq and is a predicted model, not a curated record. The transcript is spliced from 2 exons. Gene Ontology annotation, molecular function: protein serine/threonine kinase activity; ATP binding. Gene Ontology annotation, biological process: protein phosphorylation.
AUGGAAAAUCAAAAUCCUAACGAGCGCAGCAGGACUGCCGCGGCAGAGAACGAGGACGGCGCAGACCAGAUUUACGAAGCUCCUCGCUCCGGCAUCGCUACCCCCCAACCAGAUCUACAAGACAAGCGACUGCCCGGCAUCAUGAGCUACUUCACUGGCCAGGUUCGUCCAGCCUCUCUUCAGCGUCUGUGGUCUGGCACCUUUCAUGCGACUACACGGGCCGAGGCUGCGCCUCGUGAUGCGCCUCAGCAGGAGAAGCACGGAGAAGAGGCAGAGGCAGAGGCGGAGCCAGGGCAUGACCAGCAUCUCACUUCCUCCCCACCCUCACACCUGCCAGUCAGCCCUGUCGAGUCCUCCUCUCGCAGCCCAUCUGAGGCCAAAGGACCACCUCUCCUCCCUCAUGAGACGGUGGGCGUGCUCUCAGAAGAGAAGCCUCCUCCCGAGAGCGCCGAGUUCCACCCGUAUCCCACUCCUCCCGCAUCCUCGCGCUCUUCAGUGCGCGGUGCCAAGGUCGACGAGAACUGUGGGGACUCCUCGAGGCAGAGGGCUGGCUCUGCCGUCACCCCGCCUCAACUCCACAAGACGAGCAUCUCGGAACUCACAAGCAUGAACGGCCGUAGGCCAUCUGCGCUUGUCCCGGUGGCCUCGGUCGCGAUCACCGAGUCGAACGUGAAUGCUCGUCACUUCUCAACUCCUGGCAGUCGCAGAGAUUCCACUUCACUUAACUCCCCAAAGCACGAGCACCCCUCUCCCGCGAAGACGGAUGAUGUUCCUGAAGACCCUGCUUCUGUUCGUCAACUUAAGAAGCUAACAAACGACGUGGCUCCAAAGAGUGGCCAAUCUACCCCAACCCGAACACUGUCGUCCACGAAAGUAGCCCGAAAUGAUGGAACGGAGGAGCGGAGGACCAGCGACGAGAGCUCGAGCGCCACGGGCACACAGACCCCUCCCAGCUCUGGCGGGGCAUCAAACUUGCCAGCGGUCAAGGGCAAACUCACCAUCAAGAUAAGCGAGGCGAGGGGCCUGAGAAAAUGCCGAGCGCCCUAUGUGGUUGCCGUCUUCCAACGGAGCGAGCUGAUCUCGAGCGGCCCACGUAUGGAUGAGGAUGAUGACGAGACGGCGAUUUCAAAUGUCGCCAUGGGAGGCGUGCCAAUUCAACGGCAGGGCAGCGAUUCAGGCCGGCCGAUGGCCAUCCCAAUGAGAAGUCGCCAAAGCAGCAACACCAGCACCGGCGAACCACACAGCUUCCGCAACCGCACCCAGCGUCAGUCGUUCACAAACCCAAAGUGGGACGCUGAGGCUGUGUUUGACGUCGUCGACUCGGACAUGCUGGUCGACAUCUCCGUAUACGACCAGGGCGUAAAAGGCUCGGAAUUCCUAGGACACGUUGACCUGCAAGCGAGACGCCCUGACAGCAAAGAGCCCAUCCGAGGCUGGUUUGCUCUGAAGGGUCACGCAGACACGAUGGAGGAGAACGCACCAACCGGAGAGCUAUACGUUGAGGCACUGUACCAACGGACAGAACGGCGACACGUCGGCCCAGAAGAUUUCCAAAUCCUCCGCCUAAUCGGCAAGGGUACCUUUGGUCAGGUCUACCAGGUCAGGAAGAAGGACACGGGCCGCAUAUACGCGAUGAAGGUUCUUUCCAAGAAGGUGAUUGUGCAGAAGAAAGAGGUGGCCCACACUGUCGGAGAGAGGAACAUCCUGGUCCGGACAGCGACAUCAGAGUCACCAUUCAUCGUGGGCCUCAAGUUCUCGUUCCAGACGCCGUCCGACCUCUACCUCGUGACGGAUUACAUGUCUGGGGGUGAGCUGUUCUGGCACCUGCAAAAAGAGGGACGUUUCGACGAGAAGAGGGCCAAAUUCUACAUCGCGGAACUGAUCCUAGCAAUCGAGCAUCUGCACAAGAACGACAUUGUUUACCGGGACUUGAAACCCGAGAACAUCCUGCUCGACGCAAACGGACACAUCGCGCUGUGCGAUUUUGGUCUUUCGAAGGCGAACCUCACUAAGAAUGACACAACCAACACUUUUUGCGGGACGACGGAAUACCUCGCGCCGGAGGUCCUGCUGGACGAGCAAGGCUACACCAAGAUGGUCGACUUUUGGUCGCUGGGUGUCCUGGUAUUUGAGAUGUGCUGCGGCUGGAGUCCCUUCUACGCCGAGGACACUCAGCAGAUGUACAAGAACAUCGCCUUCGGGAAGGUCAGGUUUCCCAGAGACACGCUGUCCCUGGAGGGCCGCAACUUUGUCAAGGGGCUAUUGAACAGGAAUGCGAAGCAUCGACUGGGCGCCAAUGACGAUGCCGAGGAGCUCAAGCGCCACCCGUUCUUUAAUGACGUUGACUGGGAGGCCUUGUCGAAGAAGGUCAUCACACCGCCAUUCAAGCCCAGCCUGAAGUCUGACACCGACGUGUCAUAUUUCGAUCCUGAGUUCACCAACGCCUUGAACACGAACGGUUCCCUCAACGAGCGGGCGGCCGCCCUGGCACGCGGCUUUGCCACGUCUACUCCUCUGUCACCCUCUGUGCAGGCCAACUUCCAGGGCUUCACGUUUGUUGACGAGAGUGCACUGGACGACCACAUGAGGGAUCGACUACAUGACGAUGAGAUGGAUGUGGACCGGAGCAAGAAUGAAUGGGAUGAUGUAGACGACGUCAACACUCGAAGGCCAAAUCGAAUGAGCGGGGUGGUUCGCACCAACGACGAUCACCUCGUCGGCGGUGGUGAUUUCGACAUGUGA